AUGGCGAAUUCAGAAAGCGGUUCCAAAAUAUUUUCUUUUCACGAUCUGAACUAUUUUCCAACUGUGGAAAGGGGAAAGAUAAAUAUUUCACAGUUCCUAAAAGCAUCAUUGGAUCUAUUGUGUAUUGUUGACAGUCUUGGAAGUAUAAUGAAACCUGUUAAGAAUGAUAUGCAAGGAAACAUUGAUAAAAUUCAAAAUAAAUUUGUGUAUGAUGAAACUUCUUGCUUGUUAGAGCUACUUCAUAAGGAAAUAUCUAAGGAAGAAUAUAAUGGUGCUGAAGCUACAUUAUGGCUCAACAGAGCUUUGCUUUUCUUUGAGCUAACAUUUCAAGAAAUAUUAAAGGCACUAAAAGAUAAGCAGGAAAUAAAUAUGAAAGCAAUUUUCACAAUAGCUUAUGAAGGAUCAGUUAAGAAAUAUCACAACUGGGCUGUACAAAAAUUAUUUAUGGUAAUCUGCAGGCUGUCUCCCACUUUUCCUCAAAUAUUAACAUCUUUAGGUUUAGAAAAUGUUGAACAAUUUGAAACAAAAAUGACACAUUUUAAUGAAUCUUUACAUACAGUAAGGUGUUCAAUUGAUACAUUUUAUGUAGAAAAUUCCUUAUUUUUAGACUCAUAG
This is a messenger RNA of Leptosia nina, 615 nucleotides long. NCBI's taxonomy places the organism in Eukaryota, Metazoa, Arthropoda, Insecta, Lepidoptera, Pieridae. The record is from the annotation of a GenBank genome assembly.